Trypanosoma cruzi is the source of this 3084-nucleotide messenger RNA. RefSeq names its product ABC transporter, putative. The transcript has a single exon. The coding region runs from base 1 to 3084 and encodes 1027 amino acids. Gene Ontology annotation, biological process: transmembrane transport. Gene Ontology annotation, molecular function: ATPase-coupled transmembrane transporter activity; ATP hydrolysis activity; ATP binding. The record is from RefSeq and is a predicted model, not a curated record. Lineage: Eukaryota; Euglenozoa; Kinetoplastea; Trypanosomatida; Trypanosomatidae.
AUGCAAAUGCACAAGCAACAGAAGGAAAAAAAAAAAAAAAAAGAGGGAACCCCCGCAAAGGGAAGGGGUUGUAAUGCUUUGAUAAUGGCAUUCCACAUCAGAGCGUACACUCUGAUGGCGGCACCCUUCUUGAUUUCCGUCUCUGCCGCCGGUGCGGUGCUUUUAGCACGCGUGUUUGUGAGGAGACGUUCGAGAAAUGCGGUGCUUUUGGUUUUGGAGGCGCGGGCGUACGAAAUUAUUGAUGUUUUUGUAAAAGCCGCGAGUGGCAGCACAGACGACAUGCCUGAGCGGGAGGAGGAGGGGGCAUGUGUUGAGGUAAAACUAAACUGGAAAAACGCGAAGCUGCUGCGUGUUCCUGCAUUAUUCUUUGACGGUGGCCAUUUGGACAUUAUGGACCUCUUCGAGGUGUACAGCGGCCUUUUGAGGAACAAAAGUUCCGAUGAGCUUCUUAUUUGUGACUCGUGGAAUUGUUUGGUAGCAAUCGUGAGACAUCACCUACGGCGUCAAUUGAAGGAGGAUAAUGCCCUGUUGCUUGACGAAAUGCAGGCAGAAGGGCUUCUUGCCGUCUGCAUUUUGCUGCGGCGGAGGUACGACAUAAAGAAAUCGUCAUUAUUGUUGAACAGUUCCCCAUUGGUGGAAAAUUUUCCGGAGGGGCUUUUUCAACUUUUUUUGAGUGCGUACCGUAAAAAAAAGUCGACCCGAUUGGGACUACUUUCUUUUUUAAAACUUGUUUGGGGGUCCUGUUCCACACGACAAUUGAUUGGGUUAAUUUGUGUCUUGUUGCUUUCGCCGGAUGUUAUUCUUAUGGCACUUGUUGGAUGGCACACGGACAUGCAUUGGAUGUCAGUGUGCGUCACCGAAAUUGAGAAAGCGUUAACUCCAGAAUCGGUGUCAUGCGAGAACUCCUUUUUUCAAUUUGUUAAGGGAAAUUUCUUUGGUGCAACCGGGGCGCUUGUAGCCAUUGCGGUUAAUUCCAUUGGUCCAAUUGAACUGAUUUAUUGCCUUCGGAACCUUGUCACUAGCUAUAUUUUAAUGGACCUUGUCACGGCGUUCCACGUCAGCGCCUACUUGGAGCUUGCGACUGCAGACUAUAACCCUGACGAUAACUGGUCGCUAUCGCAGAGUGUUUUAAAUGCACUUUGGCAAGUCUCAAGUUUGGUGAUGGGUGAACUACAGAGCCAAUUGCCUUUCUUGACGCAAUUGUUCUGCAGCGCCUGGGUUGUGAUGCGCUUUCCCGUAAUGGCGCUGACUAUUUGGUUGGGUGCUCAGUGGAGUGACCUUGUGGAAUUUCUCAAUGAAUCACUCUACUUAGAGUCUCAGUACGCCAAGCGCCAUUUACUCUCACUGGAUGGCUUCCCCCAUCAGGAAGAAGGGGAAAGUCGUAACGAAAAGAAGGACUUUGAAGAAGGGCGCAUGCUUCUUGACGGCCAACUAAAUUUUCCGUCACCCAUCAGUUUGAUAAUGAAGACAGGCGAUUUUUUUGUGGGCAAUAAUAACGCCGCAGGAGGAAGACGGAACUCAUUUUUUCAGCUACAGACUGUUGCUCCAGCCGGCAUGCGGCAACACCACGGCCUAGCCGUCCUCCUACUUGUUUUUUUGGAGUUAAAAUUGAUCUCGAAACCGUCUUGGAACUGCAUCUUGCAGAAUGCAUCUUGGCCAAUGGCCCCUACAGCGCUUGUGAGGCACAUUGUUUACACCUUGGAAAAGGCUUUAUUAUUUGAAACUAAGACAGCAAACCCCCAAAGAAUUCAAGGGGUGAAGGCAGUCAUGCAGAUCAUGUUGUGUAUGAGGGAAGGAAUUUUUGAGGCUCGCAGCGGCUCACGAUACGUUGCGGAAUAUCAUCAGGGAUUUAUGUUUUUUCGGCAGAACGGCAUGGAGUUAGGGGUAGUCAAGGCUGUUGUUGAGACUCCUUAUGGGAGUAGAAAUGACAAGAGGGAAUAUUUUAUUCGUGAUUUUCUCCGUGGGGUAUUUCGAACAACUUCUGCGAUGCCACUACUUCUUACCUCAAUUGCAACGCUUUGUUCUUUGAAAGCGUACCUUGAGCAAGAUGCGCUGGAGCAAAGCGGCGUCAUUUCGCAUUUGGAGUUUAUUCAACAUGCAUUUCCUCUUUUUCCCACUUUUGCCGAUUUGUUUUAUGAGGAACACGGCCUUAGUGCGGCGCAGGUUGACCUGGCGCGUGUCCAGCGACAAUUAACUCUAAGCGGAAGCUCGCUUGGGUGUUAUCAGGUGCUGGAGGAGCUGCAGUUUGUGCAGCACAAGAUUGAUCGCCCCAUUAUGGAUCCCCCACCAUUGAUGGAGGGCCCGUGGAGCAUUGAGUUUCACGAUGUUUCGUAUCGGUACAGCGAAGACAAACCUUAUAUAUUAUGGCACGUUUCGUUUAGGGUCGAGAAGGGGUCAUUUCUGGGCAUUACCGGGUACAGUGGGGCGGGAAAGACAACAAUCUUGCGUUUGUUAAAUGGGACUUAUGCGCCCACUUUGGGGGAAAUACGAAUUAACGGAAUAGAUAUCCGCCGUUAUCCUGCCCGAAUGCUCCGGAGGAGAAUAGCAAAUGUUUGGCAGGAGGAGAGUCAGCUGCGGUUAUUUGAUCAUCUUUCUAUUGCAGACAAUGUAGCAUUCGGAAAUCUUUGGUCAUGUUCUGUGACAGACAUUUACGGUGCCUUGUCUGCAGCACGGGCUUUGAAUUUUGUGCAGAACCGAUCUUCUAACAUCUUUGCACCACUGCGUGCCCAGGAGUUUAGUGGUGGGGAGGUGGAGCGCCUUUGCAUUGCUCGAGCGCUCAUGAGAAAAAGCUCGGAAGUGUGCGUUUAUGUUUUUGACGAGGCGACGAGUGCAGUGGAUACGGAAACGGAGCGGUCGGUUUUUUGCUUUCUUGGAUUGACCGGGGAAGCCAAGAGAACGCGUCAAACAACAUGUGUUAUUGUUUCGCAUCGCCUUGCAACGUUAAAAUCGGCAGAUACGGUUCUUGUUCUCAACGAUGGAAGAGUCGAACAGCUUGGAUGCUGGGAUGACCUGUGCAAGGGCAAAGCCGAUUCUUGUUUCUUACGAAUGAUGCGGUCACAACAGUUGCCAUUGUUUGAUUCAUAG